This is a messenger RNA of Synchiropus splendidus (mandarinfish), 1996 nucleotides long. It is a transcript of the gene nars1, whose product is annotated as asparaginyl-tRNA synthetase 1. Gene Ontology annotation, molecular function: ATP binding; asparagine-tRNA ligase activity; nucleic acid binding. Lineage: Eukaryota; Metazoa; Chordata; Actinopteri; Syngnathiformes; Callionymidae. Gene Ontology annotation, biological process: asparaginyl-tRNA aminoacylation. The transcript has 15 exons. Gene Ontology annotation, cellular component: cytoplasm. Bases 132 to 1811 code for a protein of 559 amino acids. The record is from RefSeq and is a predicted model, not a curated record.
GGUUCAUUCCUGUCUACGACAACGAGCUGCGGCACGGCUGAUGCAAACUUGCCCAUCGGUGUGUGUCUGACACGCGUCUUCAUCGCCUCGCACUUCUGCGUUUGACAUCUCCGGCGGUCAGCUCUGUUGAAAUGGCGGAAGAGCUAGGGACAGGUGUGAAACAAGUCUCUAUGGGUGAGCUCUAUGUUUCGGACAAAUGUGGCAACGACCAGGAUGGAGAUGGCUCGGAACAAAAACCCUUCAAAACUGCUCUUAAGGCCCUGCUGUUUUUUGGAAAAGAGCCUUUCCCAACCAUCUAUGUGGACUCCCAGAAAGAGGGCGAGCGUUGGGCUGUAAUCUCCAAGACUCAGAUGAAGAACGUGAAGAAGGCCUUUAACCGAGAGCAGAUGAAGAACGAUGCCAAGGACAAGAAAGAGGCUGAAGACAAUGAAAGGAGGGAAAAAAACCUGGAGGAAGCCAAGAAAAUAAUGAUUGAGAUGGAUCCUAGCCUGCCUGAUCCUGAGACGGUGAAAAUCCAUCUUCUGGAGGCAAAGAGAGGUCAGAGAGUGAAGGUGUUUGGUUGGGUCCACCGAUUGAGGAGGCAGGGGAAAAACCUGAUGUUCAUCGUGCUGAGAGAUGGAACUGGUUUCCUCCAGUGUGUCCUGUCUGAUAAGCUGUGCCAGUGCUACAAUGGCGUGAUUCUGUCCACUGAAAGUACAGUUGCUCUGUAUGGGACUGUGACUCCAGUCCCUGAAGGAAAAUCGGCGCCGGGAGGUCAUGAGCUCCACUGUGACUUCUGGGAACUGAUUGGUUUGGCCCCUGCUGGCGGCGCUGACAACCUUCUGAACGAAGAGUCCGAUGUUGACGUCCAGCUGAACAACCGACACAUGAUGAUCAGAGGGGAGAACGUCUCCAAGAUCCUCCGAGUCCGAUCUACUGUCACUCAGUGCUUCAGAGACCACUUCUUCAGCCGCGCCUACUACGAGAUCACUCCCCCCACGAUGGUGCAGACUCAGGUGGAGGGUGGCUCCACACUCUUUAGUUUCAACUAUUUUGGCGAAGACGCAUACCUGACGCAGUCGUCCCAGCUCUACCUGGAGACAUGCAUACCUGCGCUGGGCGACAGCUUCUGCAUCGCCCAGUCCUACCGGGCUGAGCAGUCUCGCACUCGCAGACACCUGGCUGAGUACACUCACAUCGAGGCUGAGUGUCCUUUCAUCACCUUCGAGGAUCUCCUCAACCGCCUGGAGGACCUUGUUUGUGACGUGGUGGACCGAGUCUUGAAAUCACCAGCUGCUCAACUGCUCUACGACAUCAACCCUGACUUCAAACCUCCCAAGAGACCUUUCAAGAGGAUGAACUACACUGAAGCCAUCGAGUGGCUCAGAGAACACGACAUCAAGAAGGAAGAUGGCACCUACUAUGAGUUUGGAGAGGACAUCCCAGAGGCUCCAGAGCGAUUGAUGACAGACUCCAUCAACGAGACAAUCCUGCUUUGUCGCUUCCCAGCUGAGAUCAAGUCGUUCUACAUGCAGCGCUGCCCUGAAGAUCGACGCCUCACAGAGUCGGUGGAUGUGUUGAUGCCAAAUGUUGGAGAAAUUGUCGGAGGAUCAAUGCGUAUCUGGGAUCCUGAGGAGCUGCUGGAGGGAUACAAGAGGGAGGGUAUUGACCCAACCCCCUACUACUGGUAUACAGACCAGAGGAAGUAUGGUUCAUGUCCCCAUGGUGGUUAUGGCUUGGGACUGGAGCGUUUCCUCACCUGGCUGCUGAACAGACAUCACAUUAGAGAUGUCUGCCUGUACCCACGGUUCAUCCAGCGUUGCCGGCCAUAAGCAAGGCUUAAUAUUCUUGUCCUGAACAACCACAUUCUCUGGCCCAGUGUCACUGUUGUUUCAUCAUGUUAUCUAAGUAUGAGGCGGGAAAUCGACCACAAGAGCUUAACUUGUAUCUCGUGUUUCUUGUGUCUGCUGCUGUCUAAAAGCGCUGCACUCAAAUAAACCUGGACACGUACACACAA